UUCUUUGACCGGCUGUACGUCAUGUACACCAUUGGAUAUGCACUGUCCUUCAUCUCUCUUCUAGGGGCCAUUGUCAUCAUAGGCUACUUCAGACGCCUCCACUGCACCAGGAACUACAUCCACAUGCACCUGUUCAUGUCCUUCAUGCUGCGUGCCGUCAGCAUCUUUGUCAAAGACAAGGUGGUCCACACCAACGGAGGUCUGCAGGAGUUUGACACAGCGCUCAUGGACAACUACAAGACCAUCUCUGCUAUGCCCCUUGACAACUCCCAGUUUGUUGGAUGCAAGAUCACCGUGUUGCUCUUCAUUUACUUCCUGGCAACCAAUUACUACUGGAUCCUAGUAGAAGGGCUGUACCUCCACAGCCUCAUCUUCAUGGCCUUCUACUCGGACACCAAAUACCUGUGGGGCUUUACCCUGAUUGGAUGGGGUGUCCCUGCUCUCUUCGUCGUCGCCUGGGCUGUUGUCCGGGCAACGCUGGCAGACGCACGAUGCUGGGAGUUAAGUGCGGGUACCAUUAAAUGGAUCUAUCAAGUUCCCAUCCUUACAGCCAUUGGUCUCAACUUUAUUUUGUUUGUGAAUAUUGUGCGAGUGCUGGCCACAAAAAUCAGAGAGACGAAUGCUGGGAGAUAUGACACUCGGAAGCAAUGCAGGAAACUGGCUAAGUCCACUCUAGUGCUGGUGCUGGUGUUCGGGGUCCACUACAUAGUGUUUGUGGGCAUGCCACACUCGUUCAAAGGGGUCGGAUGGGAGGUCCGAAUGUACUGCGAGCUCUUUUUCAACUCUUUCCAGGGUUUCUUUGUGUCCAUUAUCUACUGCUACUGCAAUGGAGAGGUCCAGGCAGAGAUCAAGAAGACCUGGACCCGCUGGAACCUGUUGUUCGACGGGAAGGGACCGGCGGCAUGUGCCAACUACCGGUACGGUCUCAACCAGACCUCUACCAGUCAGCCGCAGCCGCCGGCCGUGAUCUCGGGCACCUCCUCCCUAUUCUCCAGCCACGUUUACCGCAGCAGCCAAGCCAGGCACAGCGUCGGCACCCACACCACCUUGCCCGGCUACGUGUUCAGCAACUCUGAGGUGGAUAGCCUGCCCCCAUCCAUCCCAGAGGAGCCAGACGAGAGAGCCAAGCAGGUGGACGACAUCUCCCUCCGAGAGUCCUUACCUGUGGUGAAUACCACCAGCAUAGGAGAGGACUUGGAGGAGACACUGUAGAGAGAGAGAGUAGGGGGAAAGUGGGAAUGUACAGCUGACAACAAUUGUGUUUUAUUUUUUUUGAAUGACAGGACAGCGGGAAGGUAGAGCAGGAGAUACACAAGAAUGAGGGCCACAAACAGAAAGUGGCUGAGACUGAACUAAAGACUCGAAUCCGCAUCGCCAAGGCAAUAUGUGGUUCGGAGUUGGCAGCCUUACGACUCCGGCAGAUAUCUUUGAUGUUUUGCGGCUACUGUAUAUCACCAUAUCCUUGUCUUACGCCAGAUAGCGCUUAAGAUUUGCUGUUUUUUUCUAUAUGGUCAUUGGUUAUUAUUUUCAUGGACUGUUAUUUGUCACUUCGAGUGGUGGCUAGACAAUCAGACAGGUCUGUGGCUAAAUAUGGACUGGAAGUGCUGCAGCUACAAAUUAGUUUGUGUCUGUGUCAUUCGUAAUGCUGAAGACAAUUACAGUUCCUUCAGAAA
Molecule: messenger RNA, 1673 nt
Organism: Salmo salar (Atlantic salmon)
Lineage: Eukaryota; Metazoa; Chordata; Actinopteri; Salmoniformes; Salmonidae
Product: parathyroid hormone 2 receptor
Biological process (GO): cell surface receptor signaling pathway; adenylate cyclase-modulating G protein-coupled receptor signaling pathway
Cellular component (GO): plasma membrane
Molecular function (GO): G protein-coupled peptide receptor activity; peptide hormone binding; parathyroid hormone receptor activity
Source: RefSeq, a predicted model, not a curated record